Molecule: messenger RNA, 417 nt
Organism: Staurois parvus
Lineage: Eukaryota; Metazoa; Chordata; Amphibia; Anura; Ranidae
Source: the annotation of a GenBank genome assembly
CGGUCAUGUGAUCAGCUGUGUCCAAUCACAGCUGAUCACAUGGGACAUGUACACUGAUCAUCAGGGCACUGGUGAUCAGUGUGCCCUGAUGAUCAGUGUGGCCCCAGAAGUGCCACCUGUCAGUGUCCAUCAGUGCCAGCAGUCAGUGCUCAUCAGUGCCACGUGCCAGUGCCCAUCAAUGCCACAUCAAUGCCACAUAUCAGCGCAUACCAGUGCACAUCAAUGCCACAUAUCAGUGCCCAUCUGAGCUGCCUUUCAAUGUCACCCAUCAGUGCCAAUCAGUGCCACCUAUCAGUGCUACCAAUCAGUGCCACCUAUCAGUGCCAGUCAGUGUCGCCUAUCAGUGUGCAUCAGUGCUGCCUAUCAGUGCACAUCAGUGCCGCCUAUCAGUGCCAGUCAGUGCCACCUAUCAGUGCC